Messenger RNA from Ilex paraguariensis (yerba mate), 1921 nucleotides. The record is from the annotation of a GenBank genome assembly. NCBI's taxonomy places the organism in Eukaryota, Viridiplantae, Streptophyta, Magnoliopsida, Aquifoliales, Aquifoliaceae.
CUCACUCUCAGGCUCAGCACACACACACAACAAACCCCAAACACUCUCGCUCUCUCUCUUAUGGAUUGUCGGCCAAUCAACACACUUUAGUCGUCGCUCGCCAGAAAGUCGCCGGAAUCUGACACAUUUAGGUCUUGUUCCAUCUCAAAGGAGAUUUCAACCCUUCGGAAAGGACUCAUAUUAGGAUCCGAGUUCUUUUUUCGUGCGCAGUACUAGUAUUACUCUUUUAUAUAUUGACUUUCUUUACAGUAUAUUGUAUUAGAGAUCGCCAGUUGAGAAUUGAGGACACAGAGAGAGAUAUGUAUGUAGUUCCACCUCCGAAACGCAACGAUCCGAUAUACGGAUCGGAUAGAUUUCGGGUUUACCAGACAUGGAAAGGAAGCAAUAUUUUUUUUCUUCAGGGAAGGUUUAUUUUUGGACCCGAUGUAAGAUCUCUGGCGUUGACCAUAUUCCUUAUUGUUGCUCCCGUCACUGUUUUCUGUGUCUUUGUUGCCAGAAAACUUAUGGAUGAUUUUUCUCACCACUUUGGAAUAUCAAUUAUGGUUGUCGCAGUUGUAUUUACUUUUUACGUUUUAGUUCUUCUCCUGCUAACCUCUGGAAGAGAUCCUGGGAUCAUUCCUCGUAAUGCACACCCCCCAGAACCUGAAGGCUAUGAUGGAAGUGCAGAAGGUGGUAGCCAAACUCCACAAUUACGCCUGCCUCGCAUCAAGGAAGUAGAGGUUAAUGGCAUUACUGUAAAGAUCAAGUAUUGUGAUACCUGCAUGCUUUAUAGACCUCCUCGCUGCUCACAUUGUUCUAUCUGCAAUAAUUGUGUUGAGCGAUUUGACCAUCAUUGCCCUUGGGUUGGGCAGUGCAUUGGGCUGCGGAAUUAUCGAUUCUUCUUCAUGUUUGUCUUCUCGACGACUCUUCUUUGUAUAUAUGUCUUUAGUUUCUGCUGGGUAUACAUUACGAGGAUCAUGGAUUCAGAGAAUACCACAAUAUGGAAAGCAAUGAUUGAAACCCCUGCUUCCAUAGCUCUAAUCGUUUACACCUUCAUAUCAAUGUGGUUUGUUGGUGGGCUCAGCGCCUUUCAUUUAUAUCUCAUCAGCACAAAUCAGACCACUUACGAGAAUUUUAGAUAUCGAUAUGAUCGGCGAGCCAACCCUUAUAACCAAGGAAUUGUGGAGAACUUCAAGGAGAUAUUGUGCACCAGUAUCCCACUGUCCAAGAAUAAUUUCAGGGCAAAGGUGCCAUGGGAACCUGAGUUACCAGCUCGAUCUGUGGGUGGGGGUUUUGUUAGUCCCAACAUGGGUAAAGGUGUGGAGGACAUAGAAAUGGGCAGAAAGGCAGUAUGGGGAGAUAUUGGCACUGGGGCUGAUCACCAUGAAGAGCGGCUUAGUGACACUGAUGGCCUGAACAUUAAGAAUGGUGGAUUAGGUGAAAUGUCUCCCGAGAUGAGGACUACUGUAAAUGAAGGAGAUCGUGCUGGAAUACAUACCAGGAGAUCCAGUUGGGGAAGGAGAAGUGGAAGUUGGGAAAUGUCACCUGAGGUUCUGGCUUUAGCAUCUAGAGUGGGAGAACCAAACCGAAUGGGUGGGAGCAGCAGUCGUAGCAGCUUGAUCUCCUCCUGGGCUGCAGAACCUAAGCUGUAAUGGACGGAUAGGGUUGAAAGAGAGAUUUAACUUGGUUGCUUGAAGCAGGCUUUUUGAGGUCUGUUGUGUGCUCAUUCAAACUUAUACGAUGUGCACUAUGUAGGACUUGCUUUGACAGGGUGUUAGAAGUGCUGGUUUAGCAAUUGUGCUUUCCGAAGGAGUGGUGUGGUGUGGUGUUGUGGUAAGAGUUGCUUUCUUCUUCAUUCCUGAUUUGUAUUGCAUUCUAGUGCCUAAAUGUUUUCAUUCCCUUUAUGGGGCUGUGGUAAUUGACAACCUUGCUUUAUAUGCUC